AUGGUCAAGUUCAUCAAGGCUGGCAAAGUUGUCGUUAUCUUGCAGGGUCGCUAUGCUGGCAAGAAAGCCGUUGUCGUCCGCAACCACGAUGAAGGCACCAAGGAUAGACCUUACGGUUAUGCAGUUGUCGCUGGUGUCGAACGUACUCCUUUGAAGGUGACUCGCGCUAUGGGCAAGAAGAAGGUUGCCAAGCGUAGCCGUGUCAAGCCUUUCAUCAAGAUUGUCAACUACAACCACAUGAUGCCCACUCGUUAUGCUUUGGAGAUGGAACAAAUCAAGGGUACCGUUGCAUCCGAGACUUUCAAGGAUCCUGCACAACGCGUGGAGACCAAGAAGGUUAUCAAAAAGUUGUUCGAAGAGAGAUAUCAGACUGGCAAGAACAAGUGGUUCUUCAACAAGCUGAGAUUCUAA
Messenger RNA from Lichtheimia ornata, 411 nucleotides. RefSeq lists its product as uncharacterized. The record is from RefSeq and is a predicted model, not a curated record. Bases 1 to 411 code for a protein of 136 amino acids. Lineage: Eukaryota; Fungi; Mucoromycota; Mucoromycetes; Mucorales; Lichtheimiaceae. Gene Ontology annotation, molecular function: structural constituent of ribosome. Gene Ontology annotation, cellular component: cytosolic large ribosomal subunit; ribosome. Gene Ontology annotation, biological process: translation. The transcript is spliced from 5 exons.